AUGCGAUCUGCCACCAUUUUUUCGGGCUCGUCUCACCCGAAACUGGUGGAGCGAAUUUGCGCCAACUUGGCGAUUGAGCCCUCUAACGUCGACCUGGCCAAGUUCAAGAACGGCGAGACCUCCGUGACGAUUCGAGACAGUGUGCGAGAGAAGGACGUCUAUGUGGUUCAGAGCGGAUGCGGUCACGUCAACGACAAUUUCAUCGAGCUGCUGAUCAUGAUCUCAGCCUGCAAGACGGCCAGUGCCAAGAAGGUGACCGCGGUUAUGCCUCUGUUUCCUUACUCACGACAACCCGAUGUGCCCUACACCAAGGCUAUUGUGCCUCCCGGCGGCAAAACCGGCGGCAAGGACUCCGACUCGACCACCGACCUGGCCAACGCCAGCGGCAAGCCCCGUCAGAGCGGAUUCUUCAAGGACUACAAUACCGGAUACAAGCAGUGGGUUGCCCAGAGCGGUACCCUCAUUGCUUCACUGCUGACCUGCGCUGGCGCCGACCAUAUCAUCACCAUGGACCUGCACGACCCCCAGUUCCAGGGAUUUUUCGACAUCCCCGUCGACAACCUGUAUGGCAAGCCUCUUCUUCAGCACUACAUUUCCACCCAGAUUCCAAACUACCAGGACGCGGUAAUUGUGUCGCCUGACGCCGGCGGCGCUAAGCGGGCCACCGCCAUUGCCGACGGACUCUGUAUGGACUUUGCGCUGAUCCACAAGGAGAGACGCCCUACCAAAAUCUCCGGCGACCAUAUUGCCGGCAAGCAUAACGCCACCACCAUGCUGGUUGGUGAUGUGAGCGGCAGAGUGGCCAUUUUGAUCGACGAUCUCCUCGAUACUUCCAACACAAUCACCCGCGCGGCCAAGCUGCUCAAGGACCAGGGCGCCGUCAAGGUAUAUGCCCUCAUCACGCACGGCGUCUUUUCAGGCGACGCGGUGGAGAAGAUCAAGAAGAGCGAAAUCGACAAGAUUGUAACCACGAAUUCCACGCCCCAGGACCAGCAUGCCGUCGAACUAGGCGAGAAGCUGGACGUGAUUGACAUUUCCAGAGUUUUUGCCGAGGCGAUCCGACGAAUUCAUAAUGGAGAGAGUGUCAGCAUGCUGUUUGAUCACGUGAGCUAA
This is a messenger RNA of Yarrowia lipolytica CLIB122, 1113 nucleotides long. RefSeq lists its product as uncharacterized. Gene Ontology annotation, molecular function: ribose phosphate diphosphokinase activity; magnesium ion binding. Gene Ontology annotation, cellular component: ribose phosphate diphosphokinase complex; cytoplasm. Gene Ontology annotation, biological process: ribonucleoside monophosphate biosynthetic process; purine nucleotide biosynthetic process; 5-phosphoribose 1-diphosphate biosynthetic process. The record is from RefSeq and is a predicted model, not a curated record. NCBI's taxonomy places the organism in Eukaryota, Fungi, Ascomycota, Dipodascomycetes, Dipodascales.